GUGUCAAUGCCAUGCUCAGGAAGGUGGCGGUGGCUGCCGCCUCCAAACCCCACGUGGAGAUCCGCCAGGAUGGGGACCAGUUCUACAUCAAAACUUCCACCACUGUCCGCACCACUGAGAUCAGCUUCAAAAUCGGGGAGAGCUUUGAAGAGGAGACGGUGGAUGGACGAAAGU
Messenger RNA from Nestor notabilis (Kea), 174 nucleotides. RefSeq names its product cellular retinoic acid-binding protein 1. The annotation marks the transcript as partial. NCBI's taxonomy places the organism in Eukaryota, Metazoa, Chordata, Aves, Psittaciformes, Psittacidae. The transcript has a single exon. Gene Ontology annotation, cellular component: cytosol; nucleus. Gene Ontology annotation, biological process: fatty acid transport. The record is from RefSeq and is a predicted model, not a curated record. Gene Ontology annotation, molecular function: fatty acid binding.